This is a messenger RNA of Drosophila innubila, 2051 nucleotides long. It is a transcript of the gene stai, whose product is annotated as stathmin. Bases 178 to 1089 code for a protein of 303 amino acids. The transcript is spliced from 7 exons. Gene Ontology annotation, molecular function: tubulin binding. Gene Ontology annotation, cellular component: cytoplasm; neuron projection. Lineage: Eukaryota; Metazoa; Arthropoda; Insecta; Diptera; Drosophilidae. The record is from RefSeq and is a predicted model, not a curated record. Gene Ontology annotation, biological process: regulation of microtubule polymerization or depolymerization; microtubule depolymerization; neuron projection development.
AACAUAGUUAUUGUGCGUUGCGCUCAUAAGUAGGCAACAAUAAAUUGUUUAAAGUGCAACACAAGAUACACGCACACACACACACACAAACAAACAUAUCCCAAAAAUAAAUAGCUAUCAGCUAACGGUAUUAAUCUAUACUAAGUACUUGGGAACUGCAAGCAAAAAGAGCUCAACAUGCUGAUUGGAUUAGUACGCGAUUCGGUGAUGCAGUGUUUCUGCCACACCUGCCGUGCACCGGGCAUUUUGCCAUCGGUAGUUUCGAGAAGAUCUGCGCCCAUCAAGAAAAAUAAUAAAAUACGCUCAAAGCAGCCACGACUCAACAAGAAAGUGAAGUUUAUAACCACUGAGAUCCGUUGCCAGGAGAAGUCACGCGGUGGCCUCAGCUAUGAGGUCAUUUUGGCCGAACCGGCACCCAAUGUGGCAGUGCCCAAGCGUCCCGUCACCCCUGGCAAAAAUGUCAGCGUCGAGGAGAUUGAGCAAAAGCUAAAAGCAGCCGAGGAGCGCCGAAUUUCCUUGGAGGCCAGGAAGAUGGCCGAGAUCUCGAUUAAACUGGCCAAGGUUGAGGAAGCUACACGCAAAAAGGAUGAGAUUACCAAUGAGUUCAUUACUCAGACCAAGGAGCAACUUGAGACCAAAAUGGAGCAUCAUGUAGAGAAGCGCGACGCCAUUAUCAGCGACAUGAAGGAAAAGCUAAAGAUUCACGCUCAGGAGAUUGAGAAGACGCGCGAGACUUUGGAGCAGCAAAAGGCUAAUGAGCAGAAGGCCAUUGAGGAGAAAUUGAAGACCGCUCAGGCUUUGCGCGAUGAGAACAUUAAGAAAAUGUUGGAUCGCCUCAAGGAGCAUAACACAAUCAAAAUUGCUGAAAUCAAAACGCAGAACAAUCAAUUGGAAAAUCAAAAGCUUGAGGAGAAAGCGCGCAUUAUUGAAAACAAAUUGUUCACCGCCGAGCAGAAUCGCGAAAAGGAAUUGCUCAAAAAAAUUGAGAAAGUUCAAAAGCUUGAACGUCGCGCUGAGGUUGUGCGUCAGAACAAGGCCCAGACCCAGGAUAUUGAUGGCCAGCAGAGUCCCAUUGCCUCGUCGGGUUAGGCGCUGAUGGAAUUGUCCGUUGUUGCUGAAGAACGUGGAGCGUCUUAAGCUUACAGCUUGCAACGGUUGCAACAUUGCAUACGACAACAGCAAGAAAAACUUCAACACAUAUUUAAGCGAAAAACUUUAAGCAACAACAAACAGAAUUGCUUCAAAAAUUUCAAGUAUUAUACAAAAAUCGAGCAAAAAACAAUGAAAAAAAGAUGAUUUUGCUGAGCAAAGGCAGCGUUAGUAAACAACAGGCAACAACAAAAAUAACAACAUCUUAAAAGAUAGAUUACAGCAAAACGCAAACAUUUAAACUCAAACUUUACACUACACUCUACACUACACUACAAAAGUGAAAACAUGAUAAGUGCAUACUGCAAAUUAAUACGAAAUACAUUUAGAAAGCAAAUUUACAUAUAUGUACAACUCAAAUCGAAAAACAAAAAUUAAAACAAAAGCAUUAUGAUAAGGUCUACUAUCGAAUCAUAUAAUUAAUUUACUGAAUAACCCUAAUUAAUAUUGAAAUUUUAAAUUCGCUUCAACUUUUGUGGAGGCAUCGUUUGAGUUAAUUUUGUUUCUGUGUGAAUGUUUCAUUUUAAAAGUCUUGUUAACUUUUUUUACUUGUUCGAUAUAAAGCAUAUUAAACAUCCUUAAGGUAAUUAAGUGUAUUUUCAAUUGAUUUGCAGAGCAUUUUCAAAGAACUAAAUGCCAUAAGAAAUGGUUUGCCUGUCGUUUUGUGUUUGCUUUGCUUGAUGAUAAAGAAAACAAAAAAAAAAAAACAAGAAACGCAAAAUAUAUUUAUAUCAAUUUUAUUAUUUAAUUAAAUAUGAUUACUAUCUAUAUAAUUUAACAAUUAACUUUAAUUUAUAAACAUAUACGAAGUUGCCAGUUUGACACUUCUUAACAUUUUAUACCAUUUCUGUAUAAGUUCGCAUUUUCUAUCUAUAUAAUAAAUGUCAAACAGGAAAAAUAAA